AUUCGCUGUCUGUGCAGAGAUGGCCCUUCUCUCUCAAGGGCAUUUGCCAUCACGGGAAUGCGUCAGAGCAGGACGAAGGGCAGAAUUGACGGCUGACGACAGAUUUACGUCGUGUACAGCUGAGAGGCAGGAAUCGGCGUAGGGUGUCGGAGCCGAUGAGGAGUGGCAUCUAUUUCUCCCUGUAGGGACAUUGGCUUGAGUUCAAGGCAUUCAAUGCGCGAUCUUCAGGGGCAUUAAUCGACUCGGACGAUGUACGCAGUAUCAUAAUUAAUCCUCUAAAAUGUACUUAUUCAUGAGGGAGGCACUGCGGCGUAGAACUGGCCACUAAUGGUUAGCCGUACAUUCCAGAAACACGAACUUCUCUUCCAGACAAUCCCAACGGUUCUAGCUGACGAGUUCGGGGGAGAUGAUUACAACAAGGACGGUAACGGCUACGGAACGGCGGCUGAAGUGCAACUGUUUGAGUAAGAGUAGGCACCAAGACACCAAGAAAUAUGACUCCAGUUAUGAACAUCACUAGUCGCAGCCUUUGAGUCGAAGGAGGUGUUGCUGCGAUCCCGAAGCGCUGGUGACAAAACGUAAAUUUCUUGGUUUCUCUCAUGGUACAACGCACUGCUGUCAUCAAGUGCGUGUGUGUGUUUUCGUGUGUGACGCGUGAUUUAGCUAUUUAAUGAAUAUAAUGGAGUCAACGUUACAAUUUCUGGUCCAAUAUACCUCUAUAGAGUGUCGGUCUCUCGUGUCCUACUCUUCCAUAGAUCUGCUGCAAGAUGCUCACCAGGGUCUUCCCCUCAACUCGAGUCGCCCGCACGUUUCCCGGCUCUGUUCCGGCCGGGUGUCGAGGCCCGCACCAUGGCAGCCGUUUUCUGAAGUACGGGACAAUGCUGUCCUGCGACAGUCUUGAAUUGCUACACACUUUUUACACUACGUGUCGGCACGUUCACCUUCCAAACCAUGGCCACUGUGGGAGAAACUUUUACGUGUUUCAAGGAGCGUAAGCGACCGUGGGAGCAGCUCGUCAACCCGUCGAAAAAAUUGCUUUUCGCGAAAAAAUCGUGCCUGCUCGUGAAGCUGCCUAUUUCGAUGUACCUGCGGUUCAACUGCGCAUGCACGCCCACGCGAUGUCUUCAUACGACGAGCGCACCUUGGUUAGCCAAGGAAAGCCAACGUUCUCUUCAAGAAAUAUUAAAUGGUUGAACCUGCCUUUUAGAGGCAGGCACCUUCAAGGAGAGCGAAAAACAGCAAGAGGCAUGGCACCGUUUCGACAUUUCCAUCAACUACUGCCGCAGCACUUCGCUCUUCGCACUCUGUGUCCAACCAUUUAUAAGUACGCUAAGGCCACGAGCUGGCCUAGUUCUCGUGCCCAGCUGGUGCGCGACCGCCAACUAGUCGACCUUUCACUCCGUUCUUUCUACGCAUCUCUACGCCCUAGCCGUCUUCGGAACCAAACUACUGUAAAGGUUCAAACCCCUGUUUGCGACGCCAUUAUUUACGACUCUUCAUCCCCUCGACGCAUUCGCAGUGUUGGUGCACAUUUUGUCGGCAAGAAAGACGCUUCUCCGGUGCAGCAUGGUGCUCAUCCUGAGCAGCUUCCCCGAGGUGGCUCUUCUCCGGCGGCCUCUUCUGCCGGGGUUUUGAACAACUCAGUGCCACGAGGCGGCGCUGCGAUACCCUUGCAGGGAGCGGACACCAAUGUGGCAGCUGCCAGCGAUGAGCCUCGAGCCGUGCCUGCCAGUGUGUCACUUUUGAGCGACGGUGGAGAACUGGCUGCGAAGCAUGUCGGGACUGAGGCUGCGGUCUCUCAACAGGAGAGGACUGCAGAGACGAGGCUCGAAACGACAGGACCGGAACCGCCGUCACCGAGUGAGUUGCCCGAGCAGCAACGAGGUGGAUGGGUAGAGGUGGCAGUAAAGAUGGCGGCUCUUCUUCAGUUCGACGCAGGCGCUUCAGCCGCUCCCAGCGAUGGACGGAAAACUGUGCUGCAGAAACUGCGAGACAUGUCGCCUGGGAGGGAAAGAUCAGAAAAAGCAGAGGCAACCACCAUAAACGACGAAACCAAGAAACAGAAGUGGAUUUUUUUCUUACACGGUGGAGCAUUCGUCUUCAACAGCCCAGAAUCGUAUCGGCUUUUCACAAACGAUCUCUCGGUCCUGACAGGUGCAAAAGUUUUCUGCCCUGAUUAUAGCUUGGCGCCGGAUCGCCUGUGGCCGGUGCAGCUGGAACAAUGCGUCGCAGCGUAUGAGUACUUGUGCUACGAGAUGAACGUUCCAGGCGAGGAUAUAAUCCUUGUAGGCGACAGCGCAGGCGGAAAUCUCGCGGUGACUCUGAUGGCAAGUAUCGUGAAGCGGGGAGAGCAGAGUGACCGGACAAAUGUUGCAGAAAAUCCCAAGCCUCUUCCGCGACCUGCAGGCAUGGUGUUGCUUUCACCGUGGCUCGACCUCACCAUGGAGGGGCCCUCGUACAUCCUCAACGCCACCAGGGAGCCCGUCCUGCCUCUUACGAGCAUCCGGCAAUCUACCGGCGUGUACGUCUACGGCCGGUUUGACUUGGGAACGCUCUCCAACGCAGAAAUAGAGGAACGCUUAGAUGUGACCAGUGAAAAGCUCUGCCGUGAAUCUCCCACUGGACCUCGACCAAACGACGGUGACUUGCCGAGCUGCUACUCGUCGGUGUCGCCGCCCGAGGUCCCAGAUGGCUCUCGGUGCUUUUCCAAUCCCUGGAUUUCCCCGGUUUACUUCGACAAGGAUAUGCUUAAAAAUAUGCCACCAACAUGCAUUCACGUUGGUUCUGUUGAGGUUCUCCUCAGUGACAGUCUCAUCUUCGGCCGGCAAGUAAACGACGCCGUCCGGGGCGCGUCACUCUUUUCGGAAAAGGCGUGGAGUGCGGCUGACGAGCGUCUCUAUGCAACGAGAGCUGCUACCACUGCAGAACGAGAGAUGUCGUUCCUGGCCUCCCUUCCAACAGUCGGCACUUCAAAGGGGGUGACAGAGAAGCGAGAAAUCGACGACGAAUUGACACGAGCGGGGACCGAUACGAACAGAAGUUCCUUUUUGGGUCUGAAGGACGUCUGUAUGUCGUCAGCUUCCACAGAAAUAAAGGCAGUGCGAUCCCACUCGGACAAGAACCCAUCUAGAGUUCCCAGUUACUUCACCACCUAUGGCUGGCUCAGCGAAGCAGAUGCUCAGAAGUUAAACGCCGACGGAGUUGUAUUCCCCUUCGGCUGUGAAGAAGCCACUGCCCCUCGAGUCCAGGUCAAGGUGUGGAAAGACGAAUUCCAUGUGUUUCCUUGCUGCAGCUUCUUGGAGGGUCCGAACGGCGAGAAGUGCCUGCAGGACAUCGCCAAGUGGAUUGAAGACGUGUACGCCAACGCCACGAAGUGAGGGAGUCCCAGGUAUAGUUUUUGCAUUAUCGACCAUGAACCAGUCUCGUGAUUCCUCGCUUCCAAAGUCACUUUUAAUUGGCUUCGCUUUCUCGGUUCCGCAAGCUCCCGUGCGGUACGUCAAGCGGAGGUAACAAUGCAGGCAGAGACGUUCGAAAUAUCGCAGCAGAGGGGUUUUGAAUCAUCGUGAUUGUUGGUAAGAAACCAGGGUCAAAACCGGAUGCCAAGUACGGCAAAUGCGCGUUUCGUCCUUUAUUCGUAUAGGAAAAAACCAGUUUUCUCCUUUUUUAGUGUCAAGAGUCGUUUCGGAGUUAGACACGAUACCUUUCUCCAGAAGUGCGACUGCUACGGCAGCGAACAAUGCUAAGCAGAAUCAGG
This is a messenger RNA of Toxoplasma gondii ME49, 3754 nucleotides long. RefSeq names its product alpha/beta hydrolase fold domain-containing protein. The transcript has 8 exons. The record is from RefSeq and is a predicted model, not a curated record. Gene Ontology annotation, molecular function: hydrolase activity. The coding region runs from base 1104 to 3377 and encodes 757 amino acids. NCBI's taxonomy places the organism in Eukaryota, Apicomplexa, Conoidasida, Eucoccidiorida, Sarcocystidae.